Molecule: messenger RNA, 3721 nt
Organism: Penaeus chinensis
Lineage: Eukaryota; Metazoa; Arthropoda; Malacostraca; Decapoda; Penaeidae
Product: zinc finger protein 664-like
Exons: 2
Coding region: 154-1374 (406 amino acids)
Biological process (GO): regulation of transcription by RNA polymerase II
Cellular component (GO): chromosome
Molecular function (GO): chromatin insulator sequence binding
Source: RefSeq, a predicted model, not a curated record
AGAAAAGCUGCAAAAAGGGGAGGUUUUCUAUGAAUCAGCCGAUGGCUCGCCUCAACUACAACAAAACAAAAUGGCUUCACACUCUCCUACAUGAAAUGGGAGCUUCAGCUUUCAAAGAACAACUACUCUCUUGAUGGUGUUUUCUGGCCUUAAAUGUCUAACGCAGGCAAGAUGUCGCGAACCACAGGAGCCUCCACUAGCAAACAGAAUGGUGGGGCGACACUAUACCAGUGUGAUAUUUGUGGGAAGGAUUUCCCAUUCAAGGUUGUUCUUGACAUGCACAAGAAGGAUCACACCUUCAAAAACAUAUUCAAGUGUGAUAUAUGCGGUGUCUCGUAUCCCAAGAAAAGUCAGUUAGAUAUGCACUAUCGAAAACACACUGGUGAGAGGCCUUUUAAAUGUGACGAGUGUGACUCCUCUUUUAUGAAUAGCAGCAACCUACAACGUCACAAACGUAAGCAUGUUUGUAAGCGGAGGUAUGAUAGUGAUGAAUGGGAGGCUGCGUAUACUCUCAGUGAUAACCUGAGUGCUGAGAAACGGGCUAAAAAUUCCACAGAAGAAAAUAAUACUGAAAAGCCCUAUACCUGCACAGAGUGUAGUGAAACUUUUCCUAAAAUGAACACCCUAAUGGUUCAUAAAAGGAAGCAUUCUAGUGAGAGGCCAUAUGGCUGUGAAGAAUGUGGGGCCAUGUUUGCCGUUAGAGCAAGUCUCGAUUAUCAUAAACUGAAGCAUUCCGGUGGAGAGUCGUCAUACUGGCAAAAUGUAUGUGAUAUAUGUGGUGAGGCAUUUACGUCAAAAGAUGGACUUGUACAGCACCAGAGAAAACAUACAGGAGCCAGACCAUUCAAUUAUGACAGAUACUUUGCAGCCUUUUCCAGCUCAACUGAGGGAACAAUGAUGGAAGGAAACCAGCAGGUAUCUGGUCAACAGGUCACAGUGCACCAGGUCACAGAUCAACAGCAACAGCAGCUACCCACACAUCAUCAGCAACAGCAUCAAACACAAUCUCAGCAUCACCAUCAGCAAAUGCACCUCUCAAAUCAACAUUCAAACCAGUAUUCUCAACAAAUGCCUCCACAGCAGCAGUCAGAGGAGCAGAGACAAGGGCAGCACCCACCAUCGCCCAUGACACUGCAACUACACGAGUUACAACCUUCGCCACAGUUACACCAGAUGGGGAACCAGACAAGUUCUCAUAUCCACUUACCUGCAGGACUGGGAGGACAGCACGCCAACAAUCCUUUUACUGCACAGGUUGCGCAGGACCAUCAGGUUAUUCCAGGACCCAUGGGGCCUCAUGCACAACCAGUGCAGCAGAUGGGGAGGAUGGAAAAUGUACAGAAUAUCAGUAUCAAAGAAGAACCCCAUGAAUGACUGGUUAUUGAUCAGAGGCCUUUGAUGUCAGUCACAUAAGUUUUUUUUCCUUUUCUCUUUUUUCAUAAGCGUUUACUUUGGUCUCUCAUGUAUGGAACAAGUAAUCAUUCCCUUACAAAAUGUUUAAGCCAUCAUCCAGAUAAAACAUACCGGUAUGUAUUGAAUAUUAAGAUAGGAAUUUAUGAGAAAUGGCCAGUUGUGUGUAUAACCUCUGAGAUGAAGAAUAAGAACACCAAUGUGAAUAUGAAAUAUGUAAAUAAUCAGUACAUAGAUCGGUUAUUAAUGAUCAUGGGACAAUUUUGAAAGUAGUUCUGCUUUGAACAAAAAAUAAUUAAUUCUUUGAUAGUAAUGGAAUAACUAAAUAUUUUUUAAUCACUGUAUGUGCCAAGUGUUAGUUUUUUUAAGUUUCAGAUGUAAUGUUUUAGCAUCAGACAUUAUUCUCUCAUGAAGUAGUUGUUGUGUUCAGUUUAGUAAUUGCACCAAGAUGAUUGUAUGAUUAGCAUUUUAUACAGUUUGACUAAUAGUCACUUGCUCAUAUUAGUGCAUGAGCAUUUGUGUCUGUAGUAACAAUGCUGGUUAAAUCAGACUCAGACUCACAUUCCAGUUUAGCAGGUUUUCUGCUUUAAUUUUUUUUUUUUUUUUUUUUUCUGUUAAUUUUUUUCUCUGUUAACAAUCAGAUUCUGUUUUUAGGUAGAUAAACGUAAUUCUUUUAAAAGUACGACACUGUUAAACAUAAUGGGCAUUGUGAUAUUUAUAUUGACAUAAUAAUAGACUAAGUUUGUAUAGCGUUUAAUAGUAGCUUGAGUACAUAAGAGCGAAAUUAUGUUAUGGGUACAAGACCCCUUUGUACAGUCGUAGAGUGUAUGAUAGUAGGCUUACUAAGACAAUUAUCCAUUUCCUUUUCACUGUAGGUGUUGCUGUGUGUUGCUGUGUCCUUAACAAUCUAAGGAAGUAAUUAACCAAUCACUUUUAUGUUUUUUUGUUUUUUUUUCUAUGUAGUUCAUCACUAACUAGCUUAAGAAGUUAGACAUAACUAUGUUCUUUUCCUUUAAAGUGAUGAAAGGAAUUCAUGAUUAGUGUGAUAUGUUUAAAUUUUCCUCAGUUGUAUACCUGAGUACAAAGAUAAUUUUAUAUGCAUUUCAGUAGAUCUGAAUGAAGGCUUUGAAAGGCAUAAGUGUAAGUUAAAGAAAUAGAAAAAAAAAAAAUUAAUUUAGCCAUAGAAAUUUCUCCAUUUGUACAUGUUUAUGGUACUGAUAUCUUUCUUAUAGCCUUAAAUGUUGUACUUCCAUCAACUAUUUUGAAAUAAGAACAGUUUUGUGAUUUCUGGACAUUUUACCGGUGAGACUCAAUUUUUCUAAAUAAUCAAAGAGGUGUAAGAAUGACUUGUAUAUGCAUGUUGGUAAUGCCUUUAUUUAACAUUUGUGCAUUGUAAUUGCAUUUUAGUAACAAAAAUAUUGAUAUCUAAUGAUAAAGUAAACAAAGUGAGAGUGGCGUUCAUGAAAAACCUGCAGAAGAGGGGUUUGUGCUGUGAAUUGGUUUCCUUUGCUAAAUCCCAGGAGAAUUUAUAGAGAAUUUAUAUUGUAGUAACUAUAUAUAUAUAUAUAUGGGUGAGCCUACCCUUACAAGGCUAAUUGUGAUGGAGUAACCAUAGGUAUUGUACUUGUCAGAAUCACUAAGGGCUUCAAUGAAGACCUAAGUGAAGGCAUUUUUUGUGUCAUUUACUUUGUAGGAUGAGGAUUCAACUAGACUAAAGAGUAAAUAUCUGUAUAGGAAAUCUUGGAAAUAUGACAUCUGAAAACAGUUCACUAUAAUGUGCUUAUCCCAGUUAUAUAUAUAAAUGUAUAUUUGCAGUAUUUUAUUAAAAAGAGAUAGAUUAGGUGACAAAUAGCAGAUUUGCUUUUCAUUUAUUCACUUGCAAAACAGAUAUUGGCAAGAACAAUAUCAAAAAAUUGUGCAAUAGCUGUAUUUUGCUGUCUACUGUAUGUGAAAUAGAAUAAAUUUAUGGGUAUAUCUAUUGAUAUAUAUUGAACAGAGUUGUACAAGUAAAUUCAGGAAUUUAUUUCUUUAAUGAGGCCUGAACUAAAAUUAAAACAUUUCUCAGGUGAUCUGACUUAUUGGGCAUCAAGUCACCUGUAGCUAGGUAUAUGCAAAAAUCCUUAUCUUUAUAUAAAGGUACUGUCCAGAUUUUUUUCCCAAUUGUGUCUAAUUCAAGAAAUUUGUACUACUCGUCUGAUUUUCUGUAACCCUAUGUACCAGAAGAAAUAUCAGGAGAUGGUGCUUAGGAGAUGGGUGGCAUGAUUGUGAAAUAAAAGCUAUAAAUAGAGCUUAUUAAAAAGCUCCAAAUUAA